AUGUCGUGGAGAAACCAGGGAAUUACGGGUUCCAACAACAUCCCUCUCGGGAAGCGCCGUUUCGGUGGCGACGAUGAGGAGCCUGAAGUCUACAGCAAUGGCAACGGCAAUGGCGAGCUGAAGCGCGGUCGCAGCCCAGAGCCUCGCACCGACGCCGAUGGACCUCGACGCAGAAAGAAGAGAAACCGCUGGGGCGACGCGUCGGAGAACAAGGCUGCCGGCCUGAUGGGCCUGACGACGGCCAUCACGGCGAACAUGACGGGCGAGCAGCUGGAGGCCUACACUCUGCACUUGCGCAUCACGGAGAUCAGCCAGAAGCUCCGUAUCGACGACGUCGUCCCCGCGGAUGGAGACAGAUCCCCCUCUCCGCCUCCGCAGUACGACAACCACGGUCGCCGUAUCAACACCCGCGAAUACCGAUACCGCAAGCGCCUCGAAGAUGAGCGGCACAAGCUCAUCGAGAAGGCCAUGAAGACCAUUCCUAACUACCACCCGCCGCAGGAUUACCGCAGGCCCACCAAGACCCAGGAAAAGGUCUACGUGCCUGUUAACGACUAUCCAGAGAUUAACUUCAGCGCCAAGAUUGCCAUUCGUGGCAAAGGCUCCGUCAAGGAGGGAAAGGGUCGUUCCGACGCCGCCCACGCCAGCAACCAGGAGGAGGACCUGCACUGUCUCAUCAUGGCCGACACAGAGGAGAAGGUCAACAAGGCCAAGAAGCUCAUCCACAACAUCAUUGAAACGGCCGCCUCGAUUCCCGAGGGACAGAACGAGCUCAAGCGUAACCAGCUUCGUGAGCUCGCUGCUCUCAACGGUACACUCCGAGACGACGAGAACCAGGCCUGCCAGAACUGCGGUCAAAUCGGUCACCGCAAGUACGACUGCCCCGAGAGACAAAAUUACACUGCCAGCAUUAUUUGCCGUGUCUGUGGCAACGCAGGACACAUGGCCAGAGAUUGUCCCGACCGCCAGAAGGGCGCCAGCUGGCGCAACGACGGCAACGCCCCCGGUGGCAGACCUGCCGGUCGUAUUGGAGGCGGAGAUGCCGUCGACCGCGAGUACGAGCAACUUAUGCAAGAACUCGGCGGCGGCUCCUCCAGCGGCGCCGCUCCUGCGCGCAUCGAGGCCGGUCCUGGCACGUACAACAAUGGUCCCAGCGGCGACGCGAAGCCCUGGCAACGUGGUCCCACUGGUGGUCCUGCUCCCUGGCGCAGCCGUAACAGCGACUCGCGAGACGAUCGUGACCGCGACGGUGGUGGUGGCGGCGGUGGCGGCGGCGCUGCUCCCUGGGCUCGUGACCGUGGCAGCCGCCGUGAUGAUCACGGUGGAAACGGCGGCGGCGACAGCUACUACGGCCAGGGCUACGGUGGCCAGUCCUCUGGUGCCGCCCCCGGUGCCGCCCCUUGGCAUCAACCUCCUGGAACGCAGAACAACGGCUACGGCGGUGGCUACGGCGGCUACCCUGGAUACGGUGCCCCUCCUGGCAUGAGUGCUCCCGCGGGCAUCCCGCCUCCACCCCCCGGCGCCCCCGGUCUCGGUGCUCCUCCUGGUCUGGCCGGUGGUCUGAACGCUCUCAUUCAGCAGUAUGCCGGGAUUCAACAUGACUUCCAGGUUGCCGGUGCCCGUACCCUCGUUCAUGUGAAGCAGAUUCGAGAAGCAGAAGGCGCAGAUGAAAUUCCUAAGGUACAGGCCGCCGCAGGCGCUUUAGUGGGCGCUGGUGGAGGAGGUCGCGAACGCUGGACCCAGGGCAGGCGGGAGCUUGGGCCACCUUCUGCGCUAGGAGUGCUGUGCAUCAUCCACUUUGAGCGUUCCGCCGUCCUGCGCAAGAGAUACGGACUACCGGCAGCCAUGGCUGUCAACCCGUUCGGGUUCACCAAGGGACCGGUCACCUUCUGGCUGAUUGUCGUGUACGCAGCCUUCCUGAUCCCGCUUGUCUGGAUCCACGAGACUGUUCCCAAUGUCAAGCCAACCGACGGACUGAACGUCACCGAGGCGUGGCACGACCUGACGACCAUCACGAGGCAGUACCACCCGUACAACAGCCGUGCCAACGAUGAGGUCGGCAACUACCUGCUGAAGCGGAUCGAGGAGAUUCUGAACCGAAAUGGUGUCGAAUGGACCAAGGAAAAGGAUGCUGGUGGCAUUGUGCGGCCCAAGGCUCUUGUCGAGACAUCUACUUCGCCAGUUGACAAGAUAGCCUCCCAGGGUCCUCGCGUCACAGUAUUUGACGACACGAUCUCGAAUAUAUCCUACAACGGGGGACGGUCUGGCGUCUACUUUGAAAGCACGAACAAGCUCGUGUACAUCCGGGGCACUGAAGACGAGGAUGGCGAGUGGUGGAAACGUGACGAAGGCCGCAAGAUUGGCAAGGGUGGUGUCCUCGUCAAUGCUCACUACGACAGUGUUUCCACUGGCUAUGGCGCAACUGAUGACGGUAUGGGGUGCGUUAGUGUACUCCAGAUGCUUGACUACUACACGAAGAAUGCCACGGGCCGUCAGCCCAAGCGUGGCAUUGUUCUCCUUCUCAACAACGGCGAAGAGGAUGGCCUUUACGGAGCCAUGGCAUACGUCCAAAGCCCUCUGUAUUAUUUCACCACCACGUUCGUCAAUCUUGAGGGUGCCGGCGCGGGCGGACGAGCAAUUUUGUUCCGCGCCACUGAUUUGGAAGUCGUCAAAGCAUACAAUCAUGCGCCACAUCCUUUCGGCUCUGUGGUUGCUUUCGAUGGAUUCCAGUUGGGCCUCAUUAAGAGUGGAACCGAUUAUAGUGUAUGGAAGGAGAACUUUGGCCAGCGUGGUCUUGACAUCGCCUUCUACCGUCCUCGCGCCAGAUACCACACCAACCAGGACGACACCCGCCAUGCGUCCAGAGAGAGCAUGUGGCACAUGCUGACCAACUCCCUGGCAGCUGUCGACCAUCUCCAGAAAGACACGUCCUCCUUCACCGGUGAUUCACCAGCAGAAGGAGACAAGAGGAAGGUGUCAAGUGGCCGUCCCACCGAGGGUGCCUGGUUCGACAUGUUUGGACAGGGCUUCGCCUCUUUGGAGUUGCGUGGCCUCUUCGCAUGGGCUUUGACUCUGCUCAUCGUGACACCAUUGAUUCUUGUCCUCGUCAGCUACCUCUUGUCCCGAAAUGACAAGUACUACUACUUCUCUCGCAACGCCAAGGUCGACGCAAAUGAUACGUCCAUUUCCCUUGGAGGGUGGAAGGGUUUCUUCCGAAUUCCGCUUGCCUUCGUCUUUUCCGCCGGUCUCACGUUUGCUGCGGCUUUUUUGACUCACAAAGUCAAUCCUGAGAUCAUCUACAGCAGUGAAUAUGUAGUAUGGGCGAAUUUUCUCUCCUUAUUCUUCAUUAGCUUCUGGUUGAUCUCGAAGGGAGCAAGCUCCAUGAGACCCAGCGGCAUACAGCGAGGAUAUGCCCACAUCUGGCUGUUCAUCCUCAGCUGGACUCUUCUGGUUGCUGCAACGGUCCUCAUCGAUCGAUUCAAAAUCGCCGGCGUCUAUCCAUUCGCCUUCUUCCACUCGGCCGUGUUUGUCGCGACACUGAUCAGCCUCUUGGACCUUUUCGCUUUGCCGGCGAAGAAGGAUUUUGCCGAAGCAGCCUACCACGACCAACAAAAUCGCGAUGAUAUUGCCGAAGUUCCCAACUCGGAUGCUCUGAUUUCUCCCGCACCAAGCGAGACCGCCUCUCGCGCACCCGCGGAAGAACAAAUCGGAGAGCCGACAGAGACCAGUGCUCUGUUGGGCGGGGAGAAUGAAAACCACGGCACGAUUCGACAGACUUUCACUUCGGGCUACCGACGAUCUAACGCAGCCACUGCAGGCAGCGACAGUGAUUCCAAAGCAAAGGAAGAUGCCCAGUCGCCACACGAGAAGGAACAGCCAUGGGCUGCCAAGUUGCCCUCGUGGACCUGGAUUGUUCAGCUUCUGGUACUGGCGCCGAUCAACAUUGUGGUUUUAAGUCAAAUCGCGCUCUUCAUUACGUCUGCGUUAAAUCAAGUCAGUGCAGAUGGUAUCGAUUCGCUAUGGUCAUACCUGAUCCUGGCUCUCUUCAGUGUCUUCCUUCUCCUGCCAGUUAUCCCUUUCAUUCACCGGGUCACAUACCAUCUGCCUGUGCUGUUGGUCUUCCUUUUUGGCAUCACCCUUGUCUACAAUCUGGUUGCGUUUCCAUUUUCCUCGGAAAGUCGUCUCAAGGUCAGAUUCCAGCAGUCUGUCCAACUGCAAGACGAGUACUCGUUCGUUCACAUCACCGGCAUCGAGAAGUAUGUUCGCGAGAUGAUUAAGGAGCUUCCUUCAGCUGUCGGCCAAGAUAUUUCAUGUCACCCAUCUCGACUCGAACUCCACGAAUGCGUGUAUAACGCCACGGUCCUGCUGCCCAAGAUAACAAGCAGCCUGUCCACUGACUCGGCCAAAAACAAGUACGCUGACCUUAUCACCUUCAAUGUGAGCCGCUCAAACUCGAGCAACUACAAGGCCACAGUUGAAAUCGAUGCCAAAAAGUCCAAGAAUUGUGUAUUGUGGUUUGAUGACGAGGUCUCGGCUUGGCACGUCCAUGGAAACGCUGGAAUUGAGACCGUUUUGGGGAGGGCAGAAGGGUCCCCUGUGACCAACAUCGUCCUUUGGCGCAGAGAUUGGUCAAAGCCUUGGACUGUGGACUUGGAAUGGGGUAAAGGUGCCCCGGAGGUCGCUGCGUCUUCGCCCUCGGCAGACUCUCCAACCUCCGCCGUUGGUCCAGACCCCCACGAAGAGCUCCGACUCCGUCAAACAGACGACCUUCUGAUUGAUCUACCCCGGCUUAGGGGUAAGAUUAGCUGCGCAUGGAGUGAUGCAAACGCUUUGGGCACCAUUCCUGCGUUUGAUGAAGCUUUGCAAUAUGCUCCCGAAUGGAUUGCGGUCACUAAGAACGCCGCCGCUCUUGUCGAGGGCUAUCAGAGCAUUAAGAUCUGA
Messenger RNA from Colletotrichum gloeosporioides, 4941 nucleotides. RefSeq names its product Vacuolar membrane protease. Lineage: Eukaryota; Fungi; Ascomycota; Sordariomycetes; Glomerellales; Glomerellaceae. Gene Ontology annotation, molecular function: zinc ion binding; RNA binding; metalloexopeptidase activity. The record is from RefSeq and is a predicted model, not a curated record. The transcript is spliced from 11 exons. The coding region runs from base 1 to 4941 and encodes 1646 amino acids. Gene Ontology annotation, biological process: proteolysis.